Messenger RNA from Hydatigera taeniaeformis, 654 nucleotides. NCBI's taxonomy places the organism in Eukaryota, Metazoa, Platyhelminthes, Cestoda, Cyclophyllidea, Taeniidae. The record is from the annotation of a GenBank genome assembly.
AUGGGUUGUGCCUUGUCCUGUAGUCUGAAAUUUGUUUUGCAAAUCUUCAACGCCAUCCUCUGUGUGAUCUUCCUUGUGGUUGGAAUUUUUGGCAUCGUUUUGGUUUCUUCCAAGUCGGCUGUACAAAGUUUGUUGGAGAAUGUGUUUGACUUGGCCAAAGUCGAGCCAGGAGAGAUGCAAGAGUUUGUCCAAUUUAUCACCGAGAAUAUCAGUGGUGUCGCUUACACUCUCAUUUCAGUUGGUUUUUUCAUAGCACUUUUGUGCCUAUUUGGCUUCAUCUCCUCUUGCUGCGGCUACGAUUUACUGCUCAAGAUCUACUGCGCUCUCUUGGUUGCAAUCCUAAGUGCCCAACUAAUUGCGGUGGCAGUAGUCUUUGCCACUCCAGACCGAAUGGCUUUGGCUCUCGUGAAUUCAACAAAUGAAUUGCUUCCACUCUAUGGUAAUACAACAAGACCUGAGGAGGCCGCAGCAUCGGCAAUCUGGAACGCCAUCAUGAAGGAGGAAGGCCCUGCUGCGGAAUGGACGGCUUCGAAGAUUUCCUGUGCACUUAUUGUUUUGCUAUUUGCAGGGACGUCAAAGCUUCCAGUGGAGUGUUGUGGUUCGGAUGCCUCCACGUGCAGCCCUGAAAGGGCUAGAACAGCCAAAAUUCCUGGA